UCAUCUGGAGGUCAGGAGGACUUGGAUCCGGAGGGAGAUAACGCUGCGCCCUUAACAGACUUUAAAAGUUUCACUGCGGAGAUGGAUUGAUUUAGUGAUCCGAACUGGUUCUGUGCGUAAAUUUGGGGGCGAAUCUGGAAGCAGCCGCCUGUCUCUGAAAGAAACGAUGGAGAUCCAUAAUCUGCGCUCAUUCAGUCCACCCAUGAGCGAGCGAUCGUCUCCGGGAGGGCUCCGUGUGCUUUAACAGGACUUCGCCUCUCUCCGUAUAGAAUGCUGUGUUUGAUUCGGACCCGGCUGACACACACGCCCCAGUAACAGCUACAACAUGAGGAGCCGUGGUGGGUUUCGAAGCUCGGCCGGACUGUCAGCGGUGCGCUCCUGCCUGCUGCUGCUCUUCAUCCACAUGAGCGCUCCGGUGGAGGCGCGGCGAGUGCGCGGCGGCCGCGCUCAGACCCGGCGGAUCCAGCAGCAGCCGCAGCAGCCGCAGCAGACUCCGGAGCAGCAGCGGGUGGAAGGACCGGAGAGCUUCCCACUAGACUUCACAGCCGUGGAGAGCAACAUGGACAACUUCAUGGUGCAGGUUAAGAACCUGGCGCAGUCGCUGUACUCCUGCUCUGCGCAAAAGCUGGAUCAAGACAUGAAGCUGCACCUCUUGAGAAAUUUGUCGGUGACCUGCAACGACGGUUCAUCAUCGGGGUUCUACAUCAAGGAGUCCAAAGGCAGCAGGAGGUGGCUCCUCUUCCUGGAAGGUGGGUGGUACUGCUUCAACAAACAGACCUGCAGCAGCAGAUAUGAGACCAUGAGGAAUCUGAUGAGCUCCACCAAGUGGCCACAGAGCAGAAGAGGAACAGGAAUUCUGUCUCCAGAUCCAGAGGAAAACCCUCACUGGUGGAACGCCAACAUGGUUUUUAUUCCUUAUUGCUCCAGCGACGUGUGGAGUGGAGCCACGCCAAAGACCGAGCACAGUGAUUAUGCCUUCAUGGGCUCUCUGAUUAUCAAGGAGGUGGUGAAGGAGCUGCUGACUAAAGGUCUGGACAAAGCCAAGGUUCUGCUCCUGGCAGGCAGCAGUGCGGGCGGUACCGGCGUCCUGCUGAACGUGGACGGCGUCGCCGAGCAGCUGCAGGCGGCGGGCCACAGGGGGGUGCAGGUCAGGGGGCUGGUCGACUCUGGGUGGUUCCUGGACAACAAACAGUACAAAACCACCGACUGCCUGGACACCGUCAGCUGCGCCCCCACUGAGGCCAUAAAGAGAGGCGUCAGGUACUGGGGUGGACUGGUACCAGAGAGCUGCAGGCAGGCUCACGUAGGGGAGGAGUGGAGCUGCUUCUUGGGAUAUAAAGUCUACCCGACGUUGAAAAGCCCGGUGUUCGUGAUCCAGUGGCUGUUUGACGAGGCUCAGCUGACCGUCGAUAACAUCCACCUGACCGGGCAGCCCCUUCACGAGGCCCAGUGGAGGUACAUCCAGAACCUGGGUCAGGAGCUGAGGAGCACGCUGCGAGACAUACCAGCCAUGUUUGCUCCAGCCUGUCUGUCUCACGAACUCAUCACCAGGACGUACUGGAUGGACAUUCAGGUGAAAGGCACGUCCCUGCCCAGAGCGCUCCACUGCUGGGACCGCAGCCUCCAGAGCACCCUGCACCUCAACAGCAGCCACGGCCUGAACAAGCACCGGACCCCCCCGUCCAGGGGAUGCCCCCUUCAUCUGAUGGACAGCUGCCCCUGGCCGCACUGCAACCCGUCCUGCCCGACCAUCAGAGACCAGCUGACGGGACAGGAGAUGAGCGUGGUCCAGUUCCUGAAGCACAUGGGCUUCGACGUGCAGAAGAUGGCCCAGCAGCAGGGAAUGGACGCCAAGAGGCUACUGGGCAUGCUCAGUAACGGAAGCUGAGCUGCUCGGUCGUAGCUAAACGAGCGCAGUUGCAGCUGUUGGAGGCCAGUCUUUAUAAGCACAUGGAUGAAAUAAGAGGGGAAAAAAGGAACCUCUUCUUACGUUGAGGUCUUGGUGACAAACUGAACAAUGUGAACAGUCACAAGUGCCUUGUUUAUUUUUGAAGACGUGCAAGUCGUGUACAACCAAACCAGAAAGUUUGAGCUGUUGGAAAGCUUCAUAUGGGAUCAGCAUAGAGAUGAACUCAGAGGAGGCGGGUACAGCGAGUAUAACACAGGAGCGUCUCAAUGUAAAUUAAUUUAUUUUCUUAACCCAAAGAAUGAAACUCAUUCCACACAUUCGUUAGUCAGUGAUAGAUUUCAAGUGCUUCCUUCUUUCCCGUUUCCUUUUGCAUGAAUUACUGCAUCAAUGCGGCGCAGCAUGGAGGAGGUUCUAAUGGAGGGUCAGGUAGCUUUGAUAACGGCCUUUAGCCCAUUCAUCUCCGUCUUGACAUUACAUAGAUUCUCUAUGAGGUUAAAGGUCAGGGGAGUUUGCUGACCAAUUGAGAACAGGAACAGCAUGGCCACUGAUCCAGCUUUUAGUACCACAUGCAGUUUGGACAGGUGCCGAGUCCUGCUGGAAAAUGAAAUCAGCAGCGCCAUAAAGAUUGAGCAGAAGGAAGCACGAAAUUCCCUAAGACUUCCUGGCAGAGGCCGCGUUGACUCUUGACUUCAGUGGGGUUUCUGCAGGUUUCACCAAAUCAAAAUUAAGACUUUUUAAGAUCACUCUGACUUAAAUUUAAGACCUGCAUCACGACAGAAAAUAAAAUAAAUUGUAUGUGUUUGCAACAGAAGUGAGCCAAUGGGUAAGAUGAACUUCGUCCAGCCAACUGGUGAGACAUUUGCACUGAGCCAUGUUGGACGUUAAAAAGUUAGCUAGCUUUAGCAGCUAGUUAACGCUAGCUGCAACCAGCUUGAGUCACAGAACGCGGUGACCACGUCCGCAUGCAAUUCAGCUUUGCGUAAUAGUAAACUCCUGAGAAAAAAGAAAACUACACAGAACAAAUAGUCCUUUCACGACAAACUUUAAGACCUCCGAUUAACGUAUUUGAGACCAACUUUUUUUUUUUACCAAUUAAUUUUAAAAAUUUUAAGGCCUUAUUUUUAGAAACAUGAAUUUAAUACAUUCUGAGGAUGAACGGACACCCUGCUUCACAAUCCUAACAAGCUGCACUUCUCUCUGUUGUUUGUGAACUCUUCUUACUUCCACAGUUUUUCCUUCCAAUAAACUUUCCAAUAAUAUGUAAAAUAACAUAUGAAAAGAUUUUUUUUUUUUUAUUGAUCUCAUGCUUCAUUCAAAUGUUCAGAGAAAUUGAUCUUGGGUUUUCAUAUCUGUGAGCCACAAUCAGGAAAACUAACAGAAAUGAAUGCUUGAAAUGUAUCACUCUGAGGGAAAUCUCCACAGAAGAUGAGUUUCACUUUUUGAUAAGAAAAAAAGCAUUUAUAUUCUUAAUUAUUGGGGAGACACCAGUAUAUGCAAUAACCUGAACUUCAUACCCUCAUGUAGAGGUAACACAACGACAGCCGUCUUCAGCAGCCGGAGGGGUUCUAAUGGGAAACCACCGAACUGGAAACCAUUCCCAGUUUGAUGUGGACAUUCCCAGUAUACUGUGGUCAGGGGAACGAGGCGGGCCAGAAAAAUUUCACUGAUUCCUCUGCUCACUAAAUAUGCUGCUUUUUCUCCAUGUAAAAAAUAAUUUAAUGGGAAUUAUUUAGUAAUAAAAACAAAAUCUAACUCUG
Messenger RNA from Xiphophorus hellerii (green swordtail), 3666 nucleotides. RefSeq names its product notum, palmitoleoyl-protein carboxylesterase b (gene notum1b). The transcript has 11 exons. The record is from RefSeq and is a predicted model, not a curated record. Lineage: Eukaryota; Metazoa; Chordata; Actinopteri; Cyprinodontiformes; Poeciliidae. Gene Ontology annotation, molecular function: palmitoleyl hydrolase activity. Bases 326 to 1888 code for a protein of 520 amino acids. Gene Ontology annotation, biological process: negative regulation of canonical Wnt signaling pathway; protein depalmitoleylation.